Messenger RNA from Mesorhabditis spiculigera, 300 nucleotides. NCBI's taxonomy places the organism in Eukaryota, Metazoa, Nematoda, Chromadorea, Rhabditida, Rhabditidae. The record is from the annotation of a GenBank genome assembly.
AUGAAAACCGCGCUACUUCUCCUCGGCUUCAUCGCGGUCGCCGCUUCGCUCGCCGUGCAGCCGCAACGCGACAACGCGGUCAUCUGCGCAAUUUGCGAGGAGUUGGUUGAGGAGGCCGAAAAAGAGGGCGGCAACGACAUCGAGACCUACCUGAACACCAAAAUCGAGGAAUUGUGCAAAAAGACGAGCUUCCUGAAGGAGAUUUGCGAGAAGACGCUUAAGGAGGCCGUUUCCGAGCUGGUGACGUGGAUCAAGCAGAAGGCCACCCCCGAGAAGGCGUGCCAGGAAUGCGAUCUCUGC